Molecule: messenger RNA, 603 nt
Organism: Brassica oleracea var. oleracea
Lineage: Eukaryota; Viridiplantae; Streptophyta; Magnoliopsida; Brassicales; Brassicaceae
Product: cellulose synthase A catalytic subunit 4 [UDP-forming]-like
Exons: 4
Coding region: 63-455 (130 amino acids)
Source: RefSeq, a predicted model, not a curated record
CACAUAGUCUCAUACAUUCCUCUAUCUCUCCUGCUCUGCUUUCGAGCUUAGCUUGCGUCACCAUGGAACCAAACACCAUGACCAGCUUCGACGAUAGGCAUCGUCAUUCCUCCUUCUCGUCAAAGAUCUGUAGAAUCUGUAGCUAUGAGGUCAAAGACGGGGACAAUGGCCAGACAUUCGUGGCGUGCCACGUGUGUGCAUUCCCCGUUUGCAAACCUUGUUAUGAGUACGAGCGUCGCAACGGUGAAAAUUGUUGCCCUCAAUGCAACACUCCCUACAAACCCAACAAAGGAGAUGAAGAAGAAGAAAACAAUGGUCCGGUUGAUUCAGAUGGUGAAUUGGAUAUCAAGAAUCGCAAGGAUGCUUCCUCCAUUCACCAGAAUUUUGCCUAUGGAUCGGAAAAUGGAGACUACAAUACUAAGCAGCAAACCGGGCCUCGUGGUCUAGUGGUAUAGGAACCUCGGCUGAGGUGCCCGCCAUCACGAGUUCGAGACUCAGCCACGGAAUGACUUAGGCCCCCUGGUGGGUAUAGACGCAGGCUGGUUCCGAGUUCAGGGGGGAUUAAGGCCGAAUGCCCGAACCCAUCCUGGUUAACAAAAAAAA